UUCCCGCGUCCCCUCCGCUGAUGGGGAGGAGAACCCUCUGGACCGCCACCGCCACUCCGACGUCCUGCUGAACGCCACUCAGCCUCUCAGCAACACCUUGGUGACACGCCGCGUGCAGCAGGUCGCGAGCUCUAACACCACCACGCAGCUGGAGGGCAUAGGUAAAGUCCUGCAAGACCUGCGUGGCGACCCGAGCUACCGUCGUGCUGGGGAGUACAUCGACGCCGGCCUCCUCACGCACCUCAGGAACUGCCUGCGUAUCCAUGACAGCACUGAAAUUCGUUUACCUACGGUCAAGAUUAUCAGCAAUUUUGUUACGGGACCUCCUGAGCUCACCGACAGCGUUGUAGGUUCUGGUUGCGCUCCAUACUUGCUGCCGCUGGUCACCAGCCCUGACCCAGCCCUGGCCGAAGAAGCAGUCUGGGCGCUGGUCAACAUGGCGGGCGACAGCUCCGAGGUGCGCGAGCUCGUCCUGAGGGCGGGCAUCAUGCCCCACAUGCUCAAGAUUAUCACCUCGGACAACUGGACGCGUGAGGACGUUACGCCAGCCCUCGCUCAGAAGUUGACCUUAAACGGCGCCUCCUCAAGCCAGCGCUUCUCGACGCCCCAUCCGGCGCCCGUUAAGCGGCCGUCCAACCCCCGCGUCCUCACCCAAAGAUCGUCGAGUAUCCCGUCCAUGUCGACACCCUUGUCACCCUGCGACGUGGAGGUCCGGCAGACCAGCCGGGGCGGCAGCGUCACUAACUUGAUCGUCCCCGCAGUACAGCUGCCCCGGACCGCGGGGCCGAAGCCCAGAAGGAAGGAUGAGGACUGCUGACCUACGCGGUACCUCCUGCAUCAGGUGGGAGCUCGAUACAGGCUCACUCUGUCUUCUGCAGCACGAGAUGACUCCAACGACAGCAUUGCCGUCUGAACUGUCAGCACGAGAUGAGACCAACGACAGCAUUGCCGUCU
Molecule: messenger RNA, 954 nt
Organism: Hyalella azteca
Lineage: Eukaryota; Metazoa; Arthropoda; Malacostraca; Amphipoda; Hyalellidae
Product: importin subunit alpha-like
Exons: 6
Molecular function (GO): protein binding
Source: RefSeq, a predicted model, not a curated record